GACCUUUGCUCCCUUGUGAAUCCUUAGGACAUGUACUAUAUAAUUUAAAAAUCCGUCCGUCCGCGGUUACACCGGUUUUACCAGAAUGUCGUACAGAAACCCUACCAGAUUAAAGACCCGAAGAAUCACAUAAGCAGGUGACGGUAUGAUGCUGCUACCCGUGAGGAAGCUAGUCAGGAUGUGUACAUUGCUGUUCCCUGGCUUUGCUGCCCUGAUGCUGUUCUUGAACAUCAUGGACCAAGAAGGGAAGUGUACAACACAGCACCUGACAUACAUGUGUGGCUUGCAUGCUGAAGGGAAGGUGCAGGGACCGCUGUGCGAUACCAUGUGCUCCGAACGGCUCACCAUCCACCGCUGUCUCAGCAUGCGGCCCGAGAAACACGUCCUCCACGCGUCGUUGGAGCCAGAAGGACCAUGGGAUAUGUUACAUGAGCAGGCCGAUGAGUUUGUCUUGAAGUUUUCCAGCAAAAUCUGGUACCAGAUGAUCCAACAACACAAACCUUCAGACCCACAACUCAACUAUUCUUACCUCAUAGAGCAACAAGCGUACAAAAUCUGCAUGAACGAGUUCGAAAACAGCAAAUCUUGUCACAGAUUUGGGCAAAGGACGAGGUUAUACGCUGACGGUGACGCUGAUGGCAAGAUUUCACAGAGUGAAGAAUCCAACAUGUUCAGUCUCCUGAUGCAGCGAGAAUUCUUUAUGCUGCUGGCCCUGAAUGACAGCAAGUCCACGUUAGAUCUGUACGGUUACUGCGGCGGAUUUUAUGCAGUGCAAAAGGUGCAAAGCACCGCCUCCCAAGUCUUCGAAACUGAUGAUUACGUUUUGGAUGUCUUACCAGAUAUCUUUCUGGAUAAUGUUAAUGAUAUUUUGGUUCCCUUGGGUAAGAUGCUGGGGCAGUAUGGGGAUGAGGCUGCGAAGUACCUACACCGUAACUUCGUACAAGUUCGAUUCCCAGAGUGGAAAGAGAGGGUCGACUUUAUCCAGCAGUGUUUUGGGAUUCUGUAUGACUUAAGUUCCCAGUUUGGGGUGACGGUGCGUUGCUGUGACAGUCACCUCGGCAACUACGGGAUCACGGACUCCGGGCGGGUGGUCUACCUCGACAUGGACAAUGUCAUGUCAACGAAUGCGGUUUUGCUGUACCUCAGUCAACAGGAGUGUCAAACCGACGAAGACUGCACGGUUGGAUCAUAUGACGACUGUUCCUCCAAGUGCAAUAAAGACAUAGGACAAUGUCAUAAUGUCACGAAACAAAACGACCUCCACAACUUCUGUAUAUCCACCUUGUCACCAAUGCUCGUGGCAAAGACAGUUGUUUUAGAAGUAGGCGUAGACAAGAAGCUAGUCAAAAAGUUGUCCAGCCUGGUUCGUGAGUGCGAAAAGCUGCCGUUGUUCACUACAGUCAAGGACUUCAGGGAAAAGGGGAUACUGUACAUAUGGAACAAAUUCAACAGAAUUCUACGGGAUGAAACAAGUGUGCAAUAGGGCAGACUUCCAAGCAUGAAAAAUUGUAGACACAGGUGAUGGUGAAUAGAGGUGUGAUCGGUCAAGGGGCCAAAAUUAAUGUGCAAUACUUUUGUUUAAGGUUGUAAUUUUGAUGGAAUAAAGUCAUGUGA
This is a messenger RNA of Branchiostoma belcheri (Belcher's lancelet), 1614 nucleotides long. Its product is annotated as protein FAM69A-like. NCBI's taxonomy places the organism in Eukaryota, Metazoa, Chordata, Leptocardii, Amphioxiformes, Branchiostomatidae. The record is from RefSeq and is a predicted model, not a curated record. The transcript has 3 exons. The coding region runs from base 146 to 1483 and encodes 445 amino acids.